Messenger RNA from Cotesia glomerata, 2968 nucleotides. Its product is annotated as zinc finger protein rotund-like. Lineage: Eukaryota; Metazoa; Arthropoda; Insecta; Hymenoptera; Braconidae. The record is from RefSeq and is a predicted model, not a curated record. Bases 16 to 2181 code for a protein of 721 amino acids. The transcript has 6 exons.
UUUUUUUUAAGUAAAAUGUCGAGUGUCAGUGUCGUGUCUAAUUCAUCGGUGGAGGUUGACAGUGAGCUGUCCAACAAUUCGUGUGUUAAGGAUAAGGAAAUCGGUGAUGUGGAAAUCGGCGGUGAGGGAGAACCUGAAGAAGAGCGGGAGCAGAAAUUUAUGCUGCCUAAUGACCUGUACAAAAGUUUGCUCGCGAGCGCGGUCCUGGGGAAGAGUGUGCUCACCAACACUAAUGGUUACAAUAAUUUGAACUUUAAGGAUAAUUUUGCUAACUUUAAAGAUAAUUUUAGUGCGGCCAUUGGGAAUAUUAAGGAGGCAAAGGAUCUUAAGGAGCUCAGUAUUAGCAGUGUGCCGGCUUUUCCGAGGAAUUUAGCGCUACAUCGGGAUGAUAGUGACGAGAAAGCUUCUUUCGCGUGGUCAGAUGCCGCGGACGAUGGAGGAGGGGGUGGAGGAACUGUGGGGAACAAUGGGACUGCGACGGGGAACGGUAACACCGGAACAGGAACCGGUGCCUCAGGAGGUGGUGGAGGGGGACUGGCCCACUGGGUCAGUGUCAUGGCUGAGCAUAUUCACAACCCCCAUUCCACGACCGGAGUCGGUGGUGUCCACCAUCAGCAGCAGUCGCCUUCUCAACCACCCUAUCCUUGGAACAAUGGACUUUCUAGUGACCAAUGCAAUCCCCACGAGAAAGACACGGAUUAUUGGGGCACUGGACGAGGCGCAAAACAAGGCUACGAGCAUUUUUUGUUGCAGGCCAAGAUGAAUGCCGAUCAUAACCAGUUACAAAAAGGAGACGAGCAAUACCGCGCCGGUGGAAGCAGCAGCGGAAGUCCUCCAGCAAGUCUCCUAGUUGUGCCACAACCCUUGACAGUUAAACCCUCACAUCCGUCGCAUCUUAAUCCUCAUCUAGGGGGUCCUCAUCCACCCAGAAAGUAUCAGUGUAAAAUGUGUCCACAGAUAUUUGGUAGCAAAGCCGAUCUCCAAUUACAUACACAAAUCCACAUGAGAGAAGCAAAGCCCUACAAAUGCACCCAAUGCUCAAAAGCAUUUGCGAAUUCGUCAUAUUUGUCACAGCACACGCGGAUACAUUUAGGAAUAAAACCGUACCGUUGUGAAAUAUGCCAGCGUAAAUUUACCCAAUUGAGUCAUUUACAGCAGCAUAUACGGACUCAUACAGGUGACAAACCCUACAAAUGCCGGCAUCCUGGGUGCACCAAAGCAUUCAGUCAGUUGAGUAAUCUACAGAGCCACUCGCGUUGUCAUCAAACCGACAAGCCCUAUAAGUGCAAUUCGUGCUACAAGUGUUUCUCCGACGAGCCAAGUCUUCUGGAGCAUAUACCAAAGCACAAAGAAUCAAAGCAUCUCAAGACCCACAUUUGCCAGUACUGCGGCAAGAGCUACACCCAGGAAACGUAUCUGGCAAAGCACAUGCAGAAACACGCCGAAAGAACGGACAAAAGACCUCCAAUAAUUGGAACAGGAUUGAGGCCGUCGAUCCACGCCGCAAUGGCAGCAGCUGCCCAACAUCAUCAGGAUGCUGCAGCACAUCAUUACUGGCCGAAGGUCAGCCCCGAUUCCGUGAUCAGUGAAUUGCACGACCGGUUACCUCACCAUCACCAUCAUACAGACUAUCACCAGAACCCUAACGGGCCGACUGAUAUGCUUCUACAACAUGGCGGUGCGACUGGAAAUGGCGGCGGCGCAGGCGCAACAGGACAUCGAGACCUCGAGAACGACUCGAGGCAACAGACGCCUCAACCGCCUGGCGUUGGAGGUGGUGGAGGAGGCAACCAUCAUCCGAAUAGCAGUAGUGCUUUCACGCCAAUUUCUUCGAUAUCCAUAAACUCUAUUUCGUCAAUGCACAAUCCAUUAAAUCCUCUGAAUCAUCUUCACUAUCCUGGCAGCCAUCAUCCAGCUUCAAGACCGUACUUGUACGAAGCUUUCAAUACGCAAAAAGCUUCACCAACUUCCUCCGCGGUGACUCCCGGUACUAAUAACAAUCAGAACACGACGUCGUUCCCUAAUCAACUGAUCAGCUUGCAUCAGAUCAGGAACUACGCGCAUCAACCUAACCUAGGUAAUUUGGGAAAUUUGGGCAAUCUUAGUAAUCUCAGUAAUUUGGGGAAUAUUAGUGCGUCCAUGGAAGGACACUCUUUACUUGGGCUUAAGGAUAAACAGUAAAUUAUUUAAUUGUUUAGAAGUUUUUAAUUGUUAUUGUUAUCGACCGAUUAUUAUUUCGAUUCAUUUUACGGAAUAAUUACUGUUUUUACGAAUAUCUCGAUAUAAAAAGUCGGUGGUUUGACAAGAACCACACUAUUUCUGGCUGUAAAAAUAUGAUUCAAAUUUGGUCAAGAUUCACUAACUGUUUUUGCUUACACUAAAAAUUGUAUGAUUUGGCAAAAAAUUAGGAAAUAUAAAAUAAAAUUUUCGAUCUAGAAAAAAUAUUGCAAAAAUCAUAAAAAUUCUCUAAAAGAAUUACCAAAAAAUCAAUUAAUAUUUUUUUGUAGCUCGCUUUAUUUCCUAUGAAAAAGUAUUGAUUGAUUUUUUUUGUAAAAUUUCUGGAAAAUUAUGGCGAGACACAAAAAUUGAAAAUUUAUCUUUUAGUUUUAUUGUUUCUUUGAUAUUUUUAUUUAUUUCUUAAAAAAAUGAAAAUAUAAAAAAAAACUUAGUUUUUUGUAAAGUGUAAAAUUUUCUAAAAUAAAAACGUUUUGUUGUAAAAUUAACGUGUGAUCAACGGAGUAAAAACCAGUAAUCAAAAAAUUCUUUAAAUUUUAACGCGUGUAUAAAAGAUGUUGAUAACUGAAAAGAAUAAUAAGAAUAACAAUAAUAAUAAUUAAAAAAAAAAAAAAAAAACUAAAAAGACAGAUGACACAAAAAUGAGCGUACACUCAUGAGGGCACAAAUCGCUUUCUUUUUGUUUUUGUAAUGACAAAAUAAACGAGCGAGGAAACAGAGACAGAGAUAGGGA